Molecule: messenger RNA, 1811 nt
Organism: Ilex paraguariensis (yerba mate)
Lineage: Eukaryota; Viridiplantae; Streptophyta; Magnoliopsida; Aquifoliales; Aquifoliaceae
Source: the annotation of a GenBank genome assembly
GUACUCUCUCUCUCUCUCUCUCUUAGCGCGAUCUGGUGUGGUCUGGCUUGGAAGGUCUGAUCGCAGACUUUCAUCUAAAGUAACAGAUCUGUGCGCGAUCUCUCUCUCUGCGCGAUCUGGUCAUAAGGUUGUUCAAUUGCACUAAUGUCCCCUUAAGAUUCAAUUAAAUAUUGAAAAAACCCUUGUGAUUGGGAGCUAGGGGCCGGGCCGCCGGGGGUUACAGCUUAUAAUAAGAUAAGACACCGCGAAGCGCGAGUGUCGAUGAUUAUUGCUUCUCAAGCGGCCGAACAAGAGAGAAAGAUCGACACUCGAUACACCCCCAAGGUAGGAAUUAGCAGGGAAUGUUGCUAUUGUGGUGCUGUUGUUACUUAAUUUGGAGUUGAUUUGCUAAUAUACUUGGCAACACUAUGAGUAAUACUCCUAAUAAAAGGUUGCAUGAGGAGGGUGGGGGUGGGAGUCAUUCUUCCAGUACGAAAUACACCCCUGAUGAUUCAGAUGUGUACCCAGGAGUUGGUGCCAAAACGGCUUCAUCAGCCAUUAAUGAGUACCAAAAUAACACCCCCAUGGAAAUAGGGCAGGAUACUCGGAUGUCCAAGAUGCUCUGGACUGAAUUGCGCGAUGCAGAUAGAAGGUCGCCCUUACUUCCUCCAAUGUACAGGAUGUCAUCUUCUCAGAAUGACUCACACUCUGAUCAUCCUGCCAGUUCAGAGAAUAGGCUGGAAUCAAGAGAUUCCAAAGGCAACAACAAAGAGCUUAAGGUUGAGAACCGGGAUAUUAAGGAAGAAUCAAGGGAAUUGCCCCAAGGUGGUAAAGGUGAUAAAGAUGUAAGAUUUGAGAGUAGAGGGGAUGAUACCAAAGAAGCCAAGUACGACAGGGAUACUUACACUGAAUAUAAGGGUGAAAUGAAGCUGGAUAAGGAAGGUUAUGGCACAGUAAAUAGUCACUUGAACUGGAAAGAAUCGAAAGAACACUACAGGGGAAAGAGGUAUCCUGAUACCCCUGGUGGAAAUGUAGAUCACUGGCAUAGGUCGCGCUCUAAUGUCCAUGGUCAAGCUGAGAUUGUAAAGGAAGCCUCGUGUAAUGAGGAGAGAGAUCAUGUUGAAGCUCAUGAGGCUGUUGGCGAGAACAAGGUUAAUUUCAAGGGGGAGGAUAAGUUCAAAGACAAAGAUAGGAAGAAGAAGGAUGGGAAGCACCGGGAAUGGGGUGAAAGGGAUAAAGAAAGAAGUGAUCGUCGUAACAACUUGCAACUAGGUAAUAGCAGUAAUGAUGGCAAAGACCUAGUGAUGGAAGAAAGAGAAGUUGGCUUGUGGGAUAGGGAGCGGAAGGAUAUUUCAAAAGAUAAAAACAAAAUGAAAGACCUGGAAAAGGAUCAUACCAAGAGAGAAACAUGGAAUGGAGCUGAGAGAGAGGGUUCUAACGGUGAAAAGGAAUUGAUGGAUGUUUCUGGCAGAGCUCUGGAGCAGGAUGAUUCACCAUUUGAGCAGAAGAAACAGAAAAACCAUGAUAGCUGGAAAAGUGUUGAUAGUGAAGCUAGAGAUAGGAGGAAAGAAAGAGAUGCUGACAUGGAAGGAGAGAGACCCGAAAAGCGCAAUCGGUGCUAUGACAAAGAAUCAGAUGAUGGAUGUGUGGAUGCUGAUGGGGGUACAGAAAUGGAAAGAGAAGUUUUUAAUUAUGGAGUUCAGCAAAAUAAGAGGAUGCUUCGGUCGAGGGGUAGUCCUCAAGUGGCGAACUGCGAGCCUCAUUCUAGGUCCUGUACUCAGGACAAUGAAGGGUAUGUAUUGCCAUUUGUUGGCAGCUAGUUUCUUAGUAAG